Molecule: messenger RNA, 3549 nt
Organism: Talaromyces proteolyticus
Lineage: Eukaryota; Fungi; Ascomycota; Eurotiomycetes; Eurotiales; Trichocomaceae
Product: putative kinesin family protein
Exons: 4
Coding region: 1-3549 (1182 amino acids)
Biological process (GO): microtubule-based movement; mitotic spindle assembly
Cellular component (GO): spindle microtubule; nucleus
Molecular function (GO): plus-end-directed microtubule motor activity; microtubule binding; ATP binding
Source: RefSeq, a predicted model, not a curated record
AUGCCCGUCCAGCAUUCGCGGCCUGCCUUUGGGCUGGCUGCUAAAAAGCCGUCAUUGCGACAGCCUUCGAGGCGCAUCAUCUCCGAGCGAUCGAACUCGCCAGCCGAUGCGCUCAAGCCGGCAAACACAAACAUUAUGCGCAUGCAAAGAUCUCCGAGUGCACAGUCUGUCGCGGGGGCCAAACGGAAGGAAAGAGACUUCGAACCAAGUGGUAUCCAAGACACCAACAUACACGUCGUCGUCCGUUGCCGAGGGCGGAAUGAACGCGAGAUCAACGAGAACAGCGCUGUUGUUGUGUCAACAGAAGGCGCCAAUGGCGUCGAUCUUUCUAUGGGCCCUAAUGCUUUAAGCAAUAAAACGUAUCACUUUGACAAGGUCUUCUCGCCUGCAGCAGACCAGUCGACACUUUAUGAAGACGUUGUGACGCCGAUUCUCAAUGAGAUGCUGUCCGGCUAUAACUGCACCAUUUUUGCCUAUGGUCAAACAGGUACAGGCAAAACAUAUACAAUGUCUGGUGACAUGACAGACACGCUGGGAAUCCUUUCAGAGAACGCAGGAAUCAUCCCUCGUGUGCUAUACUCGCUGUUCCAGAAGCUGGAGGAAAAGGAAUCCACUGUCAAGUGCUCUUUUAUUGAACUGUACAAUGAGGAGCUACGCGACCUGCUGUCGCUUGACGACAAGUCAAACUUGAAGAUAUAUGACAAUGAGUCGAAAAGAGGGCACAACAAUAGCACAUUGGUGCAAGGCAUGGAGGAACACUUCAUUCAUUCUGCUACUGCCGGUAUCAAACUACUACGUGGCGGUAGUUACAAACGCCAAGUAGCUGCCACCAAGUGCAACGAUCUGAGUUCGCGAAGUCAUACCAUUUUCACCAUUACUACGUCUGUCAAACGAACGACCGAAUCAGGCGAGGAAUAUAUCAGCUCAGGAAAGCUCAACCUAGUCGAUCUUGCCGGCAGUGAGAACAUCCAACGGAGCGGCGCGGAUAACAAGCGUGCCGCUGAAGCGGGCCUCAUUAACAAGAGCUUGUUGACUCUGGGCCGAGUAAUAAACGCCUUGGUAGACAAGAGCUCGCACAUUCCAUACCGGGAGUCGAAACUCACCCGGUUGCUCCAGGAUUCCCUUGGAGGUCAGACAAAGACUUGCAUUAUUGCUAAUAUUUCGCCCGCUCGAAAUAACUUGGAGGAGACCAUCUCAACUCUUGACUAUGCGUUUCGUGCCAAAAACAUUCGCAAUAAACCCCAGGUCAACUCCACGCUGCCGAAGAAAACAUUGCUUCGAGAAUACACCUUGGAAAUCGAACAGCUGAAGAGUGAUCUCAUCGCAACAAGACACCGCCAUGGUGUUUACCUUUCUGCAGAAGCGUACGAGGACAUGAAGGUCGAGAGCGAGUCCCGACGGAUUAUCCUUGAGGAACAACGGGCGAAAGUUGAGAGCAAAGAAGCUAGUCUGAAACACAAAACGGAAGAGCUAUUCGCGUUGACAAGCAAUUUCAACAAUCUGAAGAAAGACCAUGAGGAAACGCGCGCUGCUUUGGGUGAAACAAAUGACGUGUUAGAGCAAACUGAGAUAGUACUGCGUGACACGAAAAGACAUCUCACACAAGAGGAAACGCUGCGAAAAGCACAUCAAGAGACCGAGGGCCAACUUCAUGAAAUCGGUACCGACCUUUUGUCGAAGCUGGACCAGACUGUAGAGCAUGUCAACGGCCUGCACUCUAAAUUACGUCGGAAGUCUGAUCUUCACAGUCUCAAUCGCGAGACCUGGGAGGCGUCGACUGGUGAUGUUGUUGACGUGACAAAGCUGGUUGAAGACCGGGUUGAAGUCUUUGAAGCCCAACAUAGCGCUUUGAUCAAAGGCUUAACGAGUCAGAUCACCGAGUUUGUUGCAUCAGAGCUUCGAAGUGUGGAGAGUGGAAAGUCUCAGCUAGUCGAAUACAAGUCCUUAUUAGAUAAGGUUGAAGAGGAUGUUACGGAACAAUCCGGCAAAGCUCAUCACGAAAUGAAUGAUGUACUCGAAGAAAUCAAGGUGUUGAGAGAGGAUGUCAAAGAGAAGGUUGGUCAAGGGUUGAAUGGCCUGUCCGUUGCGGCGGAGCGUAUUUCAAAAGAAGUCAUCAAUGAAUUGACUGGUUUUCAUGCCCAGCUUCAUUCCUCCUAUAGUACGCUGGGUCGAGACCUCAAGGCUGUUUUCGAGAAGACAGAAGAGCAGCUGAAGACACAAAAGGCCGAGAUCGAAGAACUCUGCAGUCAAUUGGUCAAUGCAAAUCGCCAUGUCAUUGAGCAAAACCAAGCGGCUUCAGUAGAAAUGGAGAGGGUCCUGGAAGAGGAGCAACAGGCAGCUGAGGCUGACCGCGCAGACCUGCUAUCUCAAAUCAAACUAUUGAUCGAGGAGUCAGGACAAAAACAAAUAUCACGACUCAAAGGUGGUGUUGACAAGAUUAAAGCUGACGUGACGAAUUCGAACAUGACUCUCCAACAAGCGACUGACGCAUAUCAGAGUGGCAUGGACCAGUGGAGUGAAAAGGACACUCAACUUAUGGGAGAUGUCGCAAGUUCAAAGGACGAGAUCAGACAACGCAUGCAGAAAGACUGGGCUGGUUUCGAACAGCGCAACGAAUCAAUCCAAAAAGCGACAGAGUCUGUUCACCAAGAGACAGUCCGCAUUGUAGAUGCCCAAAUGCAGGGAAUGGCAAGUCAAAUGGAAGCAUUAGAUGACUUUGUCACUAAGGCGCGAUCUCAAAACGGAUUGCACCACGAAGCCCAUCUAAAAGCAUUUGGAAGCUUGGUCACCAAUGUCAAGAACUCCUACAAUUCAAUGGAAGAAGGAUUCAACAGUCUAGACGACCGCGUGCAAUCCUUUGACAGCUUGAUCACCCAACAAAAGGAUAACAUUUACCAAUCGGUACCGCCAUUCUCCGAGGACGUUCGACAGCCCCUUGAGGAGCUUCGAAAGAAUAUCCAGGCAGCGCCCAUAUCUGAAUACAAGCCAACAGGAACGACACCCCCCCGGACUUCUUACGAAUACAUCAAGAAUCUACCACAAACGGAAUCCCACGAUACAUUGAUCGCAAAACUGAAGCAAGGAACACAGCUCGCUGCAACCUGCCUCGAAGGAGAGGAGCUCACGCCACUUGCUUCGCCUUUGAAAAGCCGUCUAGGAUCGCCAUCAAAAACCAGGGUAUACAAUGACAAUGAGGACGAGGUAGGAGAAUCUACCACCACUGCAGCCACAUCAUCAUCAUCAUCCAACACGGGUCUUAGGGAGGUCGAUAUAAACGUCGCCGCGAAACAACUCAAAUAUAACAACUCCACCACUUCGCACGAAGUCACAGCCGUUCCUACUAUUGACAAGACGGAAGAUGACUUCCCUUCAUCCUUAUCCCAACCACCGUUGAAAAAACACCAGGCCUAUUCGGACAGCAAACUCCCGCAGAAAGCUCUCUCGCGGAGAACACCCGCCGGAAUCCCGUUGGAUGGGAGAGAGAAUAUCCCGCUCAGUGCUAGCACGCAUGGAGGCCGUCGCCUCCGAAGCAGGCAAUCUAGCGGCUGA